AUGGUCCUCCUCGCCAAGACUAAAUGGCUGAAAAGCACCAACGAGCUCCAAAGCUGCCUCGACAUCAACUUCAGCUCUUGUUACAGAUGUCAAGGCCACUCCAAAAACAAGCCAACCUGCGAUAACCCCAUCAACCAAGCGUCUCGAUCAGAGCUUCCGUCCGUCGUGCUUUAUAUCAUCAAUAGUGGCAGCCUGGCGUCUGCCUCGAACCACCUCGAGCGACUCGCUAAGCUGGUGCUGUGCAAGAGGUCUCAUCAAGCCCAGGCUACCGACCUGGCAACGCAAUGGAGAAGUCGAAUUCGCGUAUACCUCGGUAUCGGGAGAGAUUCUGUCGCCUCCAAGAAGGAGUCGAAGGGUUCUGUGCGACCACACAACACAACGACUUCGUCACCUCAGCCGAUGAGACGAGCCGCACAAGAGGACAGAACCCCAACUCCAACGACAGCUAUCCUCCCAGAAGAGAUCAACAAAAAGCUCGCCAGAAAACCUGGGGCACCUUGCCACUGCGAGAUAGAACACCAAGGAUUCUCCGAGGCUGAAAUAUCGAGGGCCAAGGCGGUAGAGGAGAUGUUGCAGGCGUGGGCGAGGCUUCGAGCAUUCGAUGAGGAAAGCAAGGUUACGCCUCAGCUGUCGAGGAGGUUGAUCGAGCUGGAUUUGGAUGAUUCUACUUGCUGGGAGGUGUUCGUUUCAAAGGGCGUCAGAGGGCGUCAAACGACGAUCAACGAUGGCGAUGAUACAAGAGAAAGGAGUCGAAAAGAGUGA
This is a messenger RNA of Colletotrichum orchidophilum, 762 nucleotides long. RefSeq lists its product as uncharacterized. The coding region runs from base 1 to 762 and encodes 253 amino acids. NCBI's taxonomy places the organism in Eukaryota, Fungi, Ascomycota, Sordariomycetes, Glomerellales, Glomerellaceae. The record is from RefSeq and is a predicted model, not a curated record. The transcript has a single exon.